ACUGCAACAGGCUCCACCGGCAGCGACAACUUCCUCAGUGGCACACAUGAUUCCGACACACACGUAUCGCAAGCAAAAAGUUGAUGAUGGUGAGGCCGGUGAUGGAGAUGAUGGUGGCACGUGUGCGGUGUGCUUGGGAGACUUUGAAGAAGGUGAGGAGUUGAGGACGUUGCCGGAGUGCAUGCACUGUUUCCACGUGGCAUGCAUUGACACGUGGCUGAGCAACAACUCGAGUUGCCCCAUUUGCCGUAGCAGUGCCACGCCUUCUGUGGAGGUGCUUCACAGCUCUGACCAUGAGCACAGCAUGGAUAUCUCUCAGCUUGCUCUACUCCAAAAUGGGUUUCUCAUGUAAGCAGGGACGGAGCCAGGAUUUCAAUACUGGGGGUGCCA
Molecule: messenger RNA, 390 nt
Organism: Cajanus cajan (pigeon pea)
Lineage: Eukaryota; Viridiplantae; Streptophyta; Magnoliopsida; Fabales; Fabaceae
Source: RefSeq, a predicted model, not a curated record